UCUGCGUAUAUAAUCCCCAUUAAUAAUCAUGUCUGGACGUGGCAAAACUGGCGGCAAGGCUAGAGCCAAGGCCAAGACCAGGUCUUCCCGUGCUGGACUGCAGUUCCCAGUGGGUCGCGUCCACCGUCUGCUCCGCAAGGGCAACUAUGGCGAGCGUAUCGGCGCCGGUGCUCCUGUCUACCUGGCAGCAGUGCUGGAGUAUCUGACCGCUGAGAUCCUGGAGUUGGCGGGAAACGCAGCCCGUGACAACAAGAAGACCAGAAUCAUCCCCCGUCAUCUUCAGCUGGCUGUCCGCAACGACGAGGAGCUCAACAAACUCCUCGGAGGUGUGACCAUUGCCCAGGGUGGUGUGUUGCCUAACAUCCAGGCUGUUCUGCUGCCCAAGAAGACCGAGAAGGCCGCCAAGAAGUAAACUACUUCACACUCUAAUCCCCACAAAGGCUCUUCUAAGAGCCACUCACUUCCACAAUGAGGAGCAUUUAUUCCUUCCUCAGCUAUAUGACUUUAAUUUUAAUUUUAGCCUUUAUCUGCCCCCCUCCCACUUCUGAAUGAUUAACUUGCUGAUCAAGUACUGAACUGUGUAAAUAGGCGGGUAUCGGCAAUACCCAUAGAUCUUACAAAUAUACCUGUCUAAGUGUUCCUCAACCUAAAAGGAAAAUUAUAUAUUUAUUCCAAACCUUGAAGGUAGUGGUGUGUUUGAGUGUUGUGCGAUACUACUAAUUUUAUUUCCGAUCCGAUACUAAGUAAAUUAAGGCUGGUAUCAAUUCUGAUACACGCUAAAAUUUUUGAAGUUGUGUAUUUUCAAAAACUGUAAACAUAAGAAUAAAGAGUAAAAUAUGUGAUGAGUGGACAGCUGCAAUUUGCA
This is a messenger RNA of Entelurus aequoreus (snake pipefish), 865 nucleotides long. Its product is annotated as histone H2A. The record is from RefSeq and is a predicted model, not a curated record. NCBI's taxonomy places the organism in Eukaryota, Metazoa, Chordata, Actinopteri, Syngnathiformes, Syngnathidae. Bases 29 to 412 code for a protein of 127 amino acids. The transcript has a single exon. Gene Ontology annotation, molecular function: protein heterodimerization activity; DNA binding; structural constituent of chromatin. Gene Ontology annotation, cellular component: nucleosome.